Diceros bicornis minor is the source of this 1190-nucleotide messenger RNA. It is a transcript of the gene FAM89B, whose product is annotated as family with sequence similarity 89 member B. Bases 66 to 644 code for a protein of 192 amino acids. Lineage: Eukaryota; Metazoa; Chordata; Mammalia; Perissodactyla; Rhinocerotidae. Gene Ontology annotation, biological process: establishment of cell polarity; negative regulation of SMAD protein signal transduction; negative regulation of transforming growth factor beta receptor signaling pathway. Gene Ontology annotation, molecular function: transcription corepressor binding. The transcript has 2 exons. The record is from RefSeq and is a predicted model, not a curated record. Gene Ontology annotation, cellular component: lamellipodium; cytoplasm.
UGGGCGCGGCCCCGGCGGGGCGUUGGAGGGCAGGAGGGGGCAUCGCCGUCCGCGCCGGCCGGGCCAUGAAUGGGCUGCCCUCGGUCGAGGCGCCGGGCGGCGCGGGCUGCGCCCUGGCUGGGCUCCCGCCGCUACCGCGCGGCCUCAGCGGUCUUCUCAACGCGAGCGGGGGCUCGUGGCGGGAGCUGGAGCGCGUCUACAGCCAGCGCAGCCGCAUCCACGAUGAGCUGAGCCGCGCCGCCCGCGUCCCGGACGGGCCCCGCAGCGCCGCCGGCGCCGCCAGCGCGGGACCCGCCGCCGGUCCCCCCGGCCCGCGUCGCCCUGUCAACCUCGACUCGGCACUCGCGGCGCUGCGCAAGGAGAUGGUGGGGCUGCGGCAGCUGGACAUGUCCCUGCUGUGCCAGCUGUGGGGCCUGUAUGAGUCGAUCCAGGACUACAAGCACCUGUGCCAAGACUUGAGCCUCUGCCAGGACCUGUCAUCCUCCCUGCACUCGGACAGCUCCUACCCACCUGAUGCAGGCCUGUCCGAUGACGACGAGCCUCCUGAUGCCAGCCUGCCCCCAGACCCGCCGCCCCUCACUGUGCCUCAGACGCACAACGCCCGCGACCAGUGGCUGCAGGAUGCCUUUCACAUCAGCCUCUGAAGAGCUGGGGGGGCGGGGGGCAUGCACCCGUGCAGAGGGCUCAGAACUCACCCCCCAGCAAGUACUCAGACUCUAGUGCCUGCUUUCCCCACACAGCUCACCUCAUGGGAGGGCAAGGCCUGGGCCCCUCAGAGGCAAAACUGCCGACCGAUCCCCUCUGUCUUGGGUCCACUGGCACUGGGGUGGGCACCUGGGCUACAGCCUCUGCCCAUGGCACUGGAGCUCCGCUUCUCCCACAUGUGUGCACCCCAGCUUGGCCAACCCUCAGUCUCGCGGUGGGGCCCAAAGCGUCUUGCACUGCCCUCAGCGCCUCUGGGAUUGGGAGGAGUGUGUGGCCCCACCUCCUUUUCACCUUUUGCUGCUAUUGGCAGCUGCUGGCUCAGGGGCAUCCCACCUCUGGUCCCUGGGUCCCACUGCCCUAGACAAGGGCUCCAGAACCCAUUCCUGCACCCACCACGGCCAGGAGGGCCAAGGCUCCAUGCUGGAUAUUUAAGUUUAGGGGCCAGCUUCCUGGGCGCAUAGAUAAAUAAAUACUCUCUCAGCGUU